Messenger RNA from Ylistrum balloti, 3612 nucleotides. Its product is annotated as endoplasmic reticulum transmembrane helix translocase-like. Lineage: Eukaryota; Metazoa; Mollusca; Bivalvia; Pectinida; Pectinidae. Gene Ontology annotation, molecular function: ATP binding; P-type ion transporter activity; ATP hydrolysis activity. The coding region runs from base 1 to 3507 and encodes 1168 amino acids. The record is from RefSeq and is a predicted model, not a curated record. Gene Ontology annotation, cellular component: endoplasmic reticulum membrane. The transcript has 25 exons. Gene Ontology annotation, biological process: intracellular calcium ion homeostasis.
AUGGCCUCGUCGACACCUUUAAACGAAGAAGUCCAGUCAGUUACGUGCUAUAACAUACGACCAUUGAUACUCCAUGGGUAUAUAGGACCAUUCGUCCUGUUGUAUAGUGUAUGGUUCUACUGCUGGACAUGCGUGUAUGGCCUUGAAGAAUACUAUGAAGCCGGAUUGAUAGCACUUGCUUUCAUCGGAUUUCUACAGAUUUUGUCUUCGCUGUUUUGUCUUUGGUCGGUGGACGUCCGAUGUGUAUUUACGUGUUCAAAGGCAAAGGAUGCUGACAGUGCUGACUGGUUGAAAGUUGUUCCCACUCCCAAUAAUGGGUCCACAGAGCUUGUCAAACUCCACCAUGAUCGGAGUGCUACACCACAUGUCCUAUCUUUCUACUUCCAAAAGAUGCAUUAUGUCUAUGAUCGUGAGGAAAAGAAGCAGUUUAUCCAGGUCAAGUUUCCUACUGACAGAACAGUAGGCUAUUACUCUGAAUGGCGGGGCUACCAGGAAGAUUCCAAUGUGAAGGAGGUGGAGAAAAUUUAUGGCCGAAACAUAAUGGAGAUGGACAUUCCCCAGUUCAUGGAUUUGUUUAAGGAGCGAGCGACAGCACCAUUCUUUGUGUUCCAAGUGUUUUGUGUAGGACUGUGGUGUUUGGAUGAGUACUGGUACUACAGUGUGUUCACUCUCUUCAUGCUCAUUGCAUUUGAGGCAACCUUGGUCCAACAGCAGCUCCGCAACAUGACAGAGAUAAGGAAGAUGGGAAACAAACCAUACCUCAUACAGGUGUAUAGAAACAGACGCUGGAGACCUAUCAUGACCAAUGAACUAGUACCGGGAGACAUUGUCUCUAUAGGUCGCUCCCAGGAGGAUCGUCUGGUACCAUGUGACCUGUUGUUACUACGGGGACCAUGUAUAGUGGAUGAAGCCAUGCUGACUGGAGAAUCUGUUCCAGUGAUGAAGGAACCUGUUGAAAUCUUGGAGAGCAGUCAUGUAUUGGACAUUGAGACGGAUGGAAAAUUACAUGUGCUAUAUGGAGGGACCAAAGUGGUACAACAUACUCCACCCACCAAAACAGGACCUGGGCUGAAAGCUAGUGACAAUGGAUGUAUUGCCUAUGUACUACGACACAGUUUUAAUACAUCUCAGGGCAAACUCUUACGCACCAUUUUGUUCGGUGUGAAGCGAGUUACUGCAAACAACUUGGAGACAUUCAUCUUCAUCUUGUUUCUUUUGGUGUUUGCAAUUGCUGCAGCAGCGUAUGUCUGGAUCAAAGGCAGUGAAGAUCCAGAAAGGAAUCGCUACAAGUUAUUUUUAGAAUGCACCCUCAUUCUUACAUCAGUUGUACCGCCAGAACUGCCCAUAGAAUUAUCCCUCGCUGUCAACACAAGUUUGUUAGCCCUCAGUAAACUCUAUGUGUAUUGCACAGAACCAUUUAGAAUUCCAUUUGCUGGGAAAGUAGAUGUUUGCUGUUUUGAUAAAACUGGAACUUUGACUGCCGACACCAUGGUAGUGGAAGGCGUAACUGGAAUAAAUGGUAAUGAGAUAUUACCUGUGAGUGAUGCAUCCCUACAGACUGUCCAUGUAUUAGCAACCUGUCAUGCCCUUGUCCAGUUAGAGGAUGACCUUGUGGGUGAUCCCCUUGAGAAAGCCACUCUCAAGGCUGUGGAGUGGAAUUUGACCAAAGGUGAUACUGUAGUACCUCUGAAGCGUAAGACACACGGCCUCAAGAUUUUCCACCGCUACCACUUUUCCAGUGCAUUAAAACGCAUGUCCGUCAUUUCUGGACACACCCCACCUGGUGCCAUGGAUACAGAAUACAUAGCAACAGUGAAGGGAGCUCCAGAGACACUUAAAUCUAUGUUUAAGAGUCCGCCACCCCACUAUGACUCUGUGUAUCUAGAGAUGGCAAGACGAGGUGCGAGGGUGCUGGCUCUUGGUUAUAAAAAGCUUGGCAAUCUCUCUCAUCAACAGGUACGAGAUAUGACUCGUGAGAAUGUCGAGUGUGACCUUGAAUUUUGUGGAUUCAUCAUCAUUUCCUGUCCACUCAAGUCAGAUUCCAAGGCUGUUGUCAAAGAAAUCAUCAAUUCAUCUCACUAUGUCGUCAUGAUUACGGGAGACAAUCCAUUGACUGCAUGCCAUGUUGCCAAAGAACUUCGAUUUACCAAAAGGACAACUCUUAUUCUUACACCUCCAAAUGACAAAGAUACAUCUUGGCACUGGCAGUCUAUAGAUGACAAAGUUAUAUUACCUGUUAAAAUGGAAAAUAUCCGCAAAGAGCUGAUUGGUCAGUAUGAUCUCUGUCUUACUGGAGAGGCUUUAACUUACAUACAAUCAGACGCUCAAUUGUUAAGAAUACUUUUACCAAAUGUCCGUGUGUUUGCUCGGGUGGCUCCCAAACAGAAGGAGGUUGUCAUCACAACACUCAAGAGCUAUGGCUACACAACCUUGAUGUGUGGUGAUGGAACUAAUGACGUAGGAGCUCUCAAACAUGCCCAUGUGGGUGUGGCCCUUUUAUGUAAUGCUCCAGAAAAGCCACCUGAGAGAAGGAAGCGAAGACCUAUUGAUGAGGGAUCAUCAGUGGAUGGGGAUGCAGGAUCGAAUGAAAACCAAAAUGAUAAACACUCACUUACGUCCCGUUCCAAGGGAGGAAGCAGAGCAGCCAAGCAGAGAGCUAUUGCCAGGGGAGAUAAUUUAGCUCCAGCUCAAAAAAAGCUUGCUAACAUGUUGAAGGAUUUAGAGGAGGAAGAGAAAGCUCAAGUAAUCCGAUUAGGGGAUGCCAGUAUUGCUUCACCAUUUACAUCCAAGCUUUCUACUCCAAUGUGUAUUUGUCAUGUGAUUAAACAAGGCCGAUGUACACUAGUUACUACUCUCCAGAUGUUUAAAAUUCUUGCCCUCAAUGCCCUGAUCCUGGCCUAUAGUCAGAGCGUCCUCUACCUGGAUGGCAUCAAAUUCAGUGACAGUCAAGCUACCAUGCAGGGUCUCCUCUUGGCAGGAUGUUUUCUGUUUAUAUCAAGGUCAAAGCCACUGAAGACACUAUCCAGGGAGCGACCACUUACCAACAUAUUAAAUGUGUACACAUUGCUCACCGUACUGCUUCAGUUCUUUGUCCACUUCUCCUGUCUUGUGUAUCUGGUGCAGGGUGCCAAAGCAUUGGCUCCAUCGGUCGACAAGAUUGAUUUAGAAGCCAAAUUUUCACCAAACCUAUUAAAUACCACUGUAUACAUAAUAUCAAUGGCUUUACAAGUAUCCACCUUUGCAGUUAAUUAUAAGGGUGAACCUUUCAUGGAGAGUCUACGUAACAACAAACCACUUUUGUACAGUUUGAUGAUAUCUGGAGGCUCCAUAGCUGGCCUGGCCAGUGGCAUGUUUCCAGAAAUAACAGAACACUUUGAACUUGUUCCUCUGCCAGAAGAGUUUCGCAAUGUCGUUCUCUCUACGUUAUUGGCAGAUGUUGCAGGUGCUUUAGUUUUGGAUAGAAUAUGUUUCUUUUUAUUCGGCAAAGGAAAACUUCGUCAAGGAUGAUGUGAAUCUAGGAACAAUUUAACAAAUUAAAUAUAGUGUAAUGUACAUGUACUUUUUAAUUUAAUGGAAUGUAUGAUGUAUAUUAAAUUGAAUUUGGGAUCAAAA